Molecule: messenger RNA, 834 nt
Organism: Anthostomella pinea
Lineage: Eukaryota; Fungi; Ascomycota; Sordariomycetes; Xylariales; Xylariaceae
Source: the annotation of a GenBank genome assembly
AUGCCUUCAUUCACCAGAACCCUCCUCGCCCUCGCCAUCUCGCCUAUCGCGGUCCUCGGCCACGGACAUGUCCGCGAUGUUAUCGUUAACGGCGUGACCUACCCCGGCUACGAGCGCUAUGAGAACCAGGACUUGAGCAAGGUCGUGGGCUGGCCUUUCACGACGGAGGACGAGGGCCCCGUUCCGGUCAGCAGCCUCAACGACCCCGACAUCAUCUGCCACCAGGGCGCAACCAAUGCAAAGGCCUCCGUCCCCCUGAACGCAGGUGAUGAGAUUACCAUCCGUCGCUUCAACGAGAUUGGCGGCUUUGAACACCCUGGUCCCGAACUGCAUUACCUCGCCCCGUGCGGUGACGAAGGUUGCGAUAAGGUCGACAAGACGAAGCUCGAGUUCUUCAAGUUCUACGAGCUGGGCCUGGUCAAGGCGGGCGAGGCCGACGAUCCGGAGUGGGAUACGCAGCGAUGGGCCACCACCGAGGUCCACAAGCACGUGUAUGCGGAGGGCGACGGUUUCAUCGACACGUUCAACGUCACCAUCCCCAAGAAUAUCAAGCCGGGGCCUUACGUCUUGCGCCACGAGCUCUUUGGUCUGCACAUGGCCGAUCAGGGCAAGGCCGAGUUCUAUCCUCAGUGCAUCAACCUCGUGAUCAACGGAUCAGGCACCGAGUCCCCCAAAGGGACGCCCGCAACCGAGUUCUACAAGAACAGCGACCCCGGCAUCGACAUCGAUAUCUGGCUCAACCUCAAGUCGUACGAGAUCCCCGGGCCCGCGCUCUGGACGCCGCAGGCGAACGGCAUGCAGUCCAAGCGCCAUGCUCGGAACUUCGUGUACUAG